This is a messenger RNA of Anguilla anguilla (European eel), 2819 nucleotides long. RefSeq names its product atlastin-2-like. The transcript is spliced from 13 exons. Gene Ontology annotation, biological process: protein homooligomerization; endoplasmic reticulum organization. Gene Ontology annotation, molecular function: GTP binding; GTPase activity. Bases 61 to 1812 code for a protein of 583 amino acids. NCBI's taxonomy places the organism in Eukaryota, Metazoa, Chordata, Actinopteri, Anguilliformes, Anguillidae. The record is from RefSeq and is a predicted model, not a curated record.
GCGAACGGGGAAUCAGCGCUCUGGACGUCAGCUGCAUUUGAUUAUUUUAAACAGAACAAGAUGGCGGAGGAGAGCGGGUUGAGGAAUCGGAAUCAUUCACAACAAAAUUGCAAAAACCUCGUUUUUGAAGAAGAUUGGAGUGGAGGUGGAGUGGAAGAGCUGCCCAUGCCCGACUCAGAGACGGCGCCCCCCGGUGGCGUGGAGGUGGAGGACGAGCCGUGGGACGUGGCGGCCCGGCCCAUCCAGAUCGUGCUGGCGGACGAGGACGACCACAACUUCGAGCUGGACGAGCACGCGCUGGAGCAGAUCCUCAUGCAGGAGCACGUGCGCGACCUCAACGUGGUGGUGGUGUCCGUCGCCGGGGCCUUCCGCAAGGGCAAGUCCUUCCUGCUGGACUUCAUGCUGCGCUACAUGUACAACAAGACAUCCGAAUGCUGGCUGGGGGGUAGUGAAGACCCCCUGACCGGCUUCACCUGGAGGGGGGGGUGCGAGAGGGAGACGACGGGGAUCCAGGCGUGGAGUGAGGUGUUCGUGGUGGACAAGCCCGACGGCAGCAAGGUCGCCGUUCUCCUAAUCGACACUCAGGGAGCCUUUGAUAGUCAGUCAACCAUCAAAGACUGCGCCACCGUGUUUGCCCUGAGCACCAUGACCAGCUCGGUACAGGUCUAUAACUUGUCCCAGAAUAUACAGGAGGAUGACCUUCAGCAUCUUCAGCUCUUCACGGAGUACGGACGGCUCGCCAUGGAGGAAAUCUAUCUGAAGCCCUUUCAGACCCUAAUGUUUUUAAUAAGAGACUGGAGCUACCCGUACGAGCAUAAUUAUGGAUUGGACGGGGGGAGGCGGUUCCUGGAGAAGAGAUUGCAGGUGAAGCAGAACCAGCACGAGGAGCUUCAGAACGUCCGGAAGCACAUCCACUCCUGCUUCUCCAACAUCGGCUGCUUCCUGCUUCCGCACCCCGGCCUCCGGGUCGCCACCAAUCCCAGCUUCGACGGCAGGUUAAAAGAUAUUGACGACGAGUUUAAGAAGGAGCUGAAGCACCUCGUGCCGUUGCUGCUGUCCCCGGAGAAUUUGGUGGAGAAAGAAAUCGGCGGAUCCAAAGUCACAUGCAGAGAUCUUGUGGAGUAUUUUAAAGCCUACAUCAAAAUCUAUCAAGGUGAAGAAUUGCCUCACCCGAAAUCCAUGUUGCAGGCGACCGCGGAAGCGAACAACCUGGCCGCCGUCGCGGGAGCUAAAGACGCGUACAAUAAGAACAUGGAGCAGGUGUGCGGCGGGGACAAGCCGUACAUCGCCCCGGCGGACCUGGAGCGGAGCCACGAGGAGCUGAAGGAGUGCUCGGUGCGGCAGUUCCGCGCGGUGAAGAAGAUGGGCGGCGAGGAGUUCUGCCGGCGCUACCAGGAGCAGCUGGAGGGCGAGCUGGACGAGGCCUACGCCAACUUCAUCAAGCACAACGACAGCAAGAACAUCUUCUACGCCGCCCGCACGCCCGCCACCCUCUUCGCCGUCAUGUUCGCCAUGUACAUCGUCUCCGGGGUGACGGGCUUUGUGGGACUGAACACUGUGGCCGCGCUCUGCAACCUGGUCAUGGGCGUGGCCCUGCUCUCGCUCUGCGUCUGGGCCUACGUCAAGUACUCGGGCGAGUUCCGAGACCUGGGCACCGUCAUCGACAACGUGGCCGAGACCCUGUGGGAGCAGGUGUUGAAGCCUUUGAGCGAUCACUAUAUGGAGGAUAACAUUAGGCAGAGUGUGGCAAACUCCAUCAAGGCCAGUCUGACCGAGCAGGUGACGCAGCACGCCAAGUUAAAGACAAACUGACCGCUCUCCCUUCUAGAGAGAGAGAGAGAGUGCGAGAGAGAGCGCGAGCUCGUAUUUUAGGCCCACGAGCUGCGCCAACCAAAGUUUACACACCCUCUGUUUUAGCUUCACCGAAUUCCGCCUCACCGCAUUGGAUGAUGCCCCUCCCCCUCACUCACUCGCACGCAUUGCAAGCGUGUUCCCAAGUCGCAUCUCCCAGAAUCAGGACCUUUGCUGUGGCGAAGCGGUGUGUUUUGUAGAUUUUUUCCGCCCCUCCUCCUGUUUUUGAAAAUGUGUGUUCCUAAUUAAGGGUUGCUGUCGUAGGUUUUUUUUUUUUUUUUUUUUUUUUUUUCCCCCACUGUCAUUUUCUACCAUUUUCUUUGUUUUAAAUUACACCACUGCAUUGAUUUUUAUUUCAGUGCUAUUUCAGGGAAAAGGAGACUUUGUUGCUGCUUGGUUUUGACCUAGCCUGUCUGUCUCCGGUCUUACUGCACCGAAGUGAAUCUCUCUCCCAGUAUCCCAUGUUAUACCCACCCGCUCGUGUGAGCAAAUGGUUCCGUCACCGUAGUAACGCACAUGGCAACAACCGACUGAAGACACAGUCCAGACGCAGCGGUGCUUCCCGUUAGCUCUGGACGAAUAAAGCACGAUAAAACUGGCGUACAGCGCAGGCCACUCGAUGCGUUUCACCUCUUUUCCACCUCAGUUUACAAACGAACAUUUCAAACAACUGUUAACUGCAUUAACUCCUCGUUAACGUUAAUCUAGCUAGCUAAUUGGUACACGGUAACGGUAGCUAUUGAACAAAACGUACGGCUAGGCUAAUUGAAUUGAUACUUUCCCAGUUUCUACGGUGAGUAUACGGUGUGGCAGAAGCAGUGAACGCAGUGACGUAGGCACUUUCAUGACCUAUUUAUAAGCAGGCCAGUGAAGAUCUGUGUGAUCCUUUUUUUUUUUUUUAGCCAGGCUGUUAUAUGAACAACGGUCCGUGUACCAGGCAAGGUGUAGGAGUGAAUUGGACAUGGGGG